AUGACUAACAGGGAAAGCUGGGCGGAUGCAGUGGACGAUGAGGAGGUUGAGGGACCCUCAACGCUGCACUCUGACAGUGCAGGCAGGCCCAGAUACGAGACGAGAGAGGGAUGGGACGAGUCUGCGGACGUGAAGCGGGGAGUCAGCCGUCAGCGACUGGAUCUGACUCAUGGAUUCCAUCGCGAGAUCGUCAAGAACCAGAAGCUGCGUAGCCAGUACGAGCAAGAGUGUCGCGAGGGCAUGGCAAAGGCCAGCGACUACCAAAAAAGGCUGGAGUCAGUGGCGCCUCCUCAAGAUGUCGAGAACGUCACAACGGCCCCCCGGCACCGCCCAGAGACACGCGUGCGGGAGGGAUUCGCAGCGUAUCGCCCGCCGCCGGCUUUGGGGUCCCAGCCCAAGCUGGACCUGGACCGAAACGGGAAGGCGAGCGCGUCUGCCCAGGACGUGCCCGAGCAGGAGUCGAGCGCGGGGGGGGGGGGCAUGGACGCGGCCCCCGCCGAGCCCGGUGCUGAGGCCAAGCCACGGAGGUCGCGGCGGGGGGGCCGCAAGCGCCACCCUCGGCGGCAGGAGGGCGGCGAGGCCGCUGCGCACGAGCGCGGCGCGGCGGGAGGGCAUGGCGAUGAGGGGGCAGCAGAGGCCCAGACCGACGAGACCCUGGCAAGUCAUGCCGUGGCGGAUGUCGGGUCGGAGGUCACAGACUCCCCCGGGUCAGCCGAGGAGUGGCUGGGGGGCAGCGCUGCGGCGGCAUCCGGCUCGGAGGUCGGCGCGGCAGUGUCUGGGCCGCCGCCUGGGGUCGGUGCGCCGCCACCCGAGUUCAAGGACGAUGCGGCGGCCGCCGUGCCGGCGGGGGAGGGUGCGGGGCCGGCGCCGGCCAGCCCGCGGAGCGCGGAGGCUGGCGGCGCCGCCGCCCCCGCAGCCGUGCAGCCGCGGGACCCGAGCCAGGAGCGGGGCGAAGCCGCAGACCUGGGCGCUGCGUCGGCCCUGCCUGGGCUCCAGGGCGUCAUCGACGGCACCAAGCUGAUCGAUCUGAAGGCCGACGAGGCCAAGGCGGGCGGGGACGGCCGGCCCCAAAACUGCUCCAUCCAGUGA
Molecule: messenger RNA, 1089 nt
Organism: Auxenochlorella protothecoides
Lineage: Eukaryota; Viridiplantae; Chlorophyta; Trebouxiophyceae; Chlorellales; Chlorellaceae
Exons: 5
Coding region: 1-1089 (362 amino acids)
Source: RefSeq, a predicted model, not a curated record